Messenger RNA from Cinara cedri, 3043 nucleotides. The record is from the annotation of a GenBank genome assembly. Lineage: Eukaryota; Metazoa; Arthropoda; Insecta; Hemiptera; Aphididae.
CAUAGGACAAGUUUUCUGCUUAGAUAUUUUUGGAUGAAAUCGCAUAAAUACGGUUACCGGUUUUAUUAUUUUAUUUUCACCCUUCAUCCAUAGUCGUGCCGGUUAUUGAUAUUUGCAUAGAUAAUAUUAUCAUUGGGUAUUUGAGCCAUUUGAGGUUAGAAAUGUACAAACACGAGCACUGUUUCUAAGAUAAUGAGUGACAGUAAACACGACUUUUUGUCGAAGUUCUUUUAAAGUUUAUUCAUCACUCAUUAGCAAUGUAUGAAGAAUUAUAUUCGGAUUCAGCAGAUGAUGAUAAUAAUGAUGUACCUAAAUGGUUUGAAAACUUACCGUCAUUUGGCACUUGUACUAAUCUAUCUGCAUCUGAAAUACAAAUCUUGAGGCUUGAAGCUGAAAAAAUAUUGGAACAUCAACCACAAGUGGACCACAAAAAAUCAUGGAUUACAGAGAUCGCCAAACAAGGUACGUAUUCAGACAAAAUAGCUGCACUUACUAUCAAGAUCCAAGAAGAUCCUUUGCAUAAUAUCAAUGCAUUACAAAAUCUUGUAAACAUGGUGAAAAUAGGAAAAAAGCAACAAUGUUCUCUUGUAAUUGAUUCCUUAACUGAAUUAUUUACAAGAGUUUUAUUGAAAACUGAGUUAUUAAAUUUUGAACAUCAGCCAUUAAGUGAAUUAUCAAAACUAGAUGAUUUAAAACAACGUAAACUUCUACUUAGUUCCUGGUUAUUCGAAGAAAAACUUAAAAACUUGUAUGCUAGUUAUGUUGGAGCUCUAAGUAAUGUUGGAUUAGAUUCUGUAGCAAUAAAUCGUGAAAAAAGUAUUUCUGCUAUGUAUAAAUUAUUGAUCAAUAGUACAGAAUGUGAAAUGCAAAUUGUUAGAUACCUUGUAAAUAAAUUUGGUGAUACUGUUCAUAAAGUGGCUUCAAAAGCUAUGUACACAUUACGUCUAGUUCUGAAACAUCGUCAAAAUCUUAAUACAAUUAUUUUUGAAGAAGUUAGAAAAUUAUUAUUUCGUUCAAAUAUAAAACAAAGAGCUCAAUAUUAUGGUAUUUGCUUUUUAACUCAAAUUGAUGUAAAAAAUAUGGCAAAAGAAGUAAUUGAAUUGUACCUAGCAUUCUUUAAAGCCUGUGUCAAGACUGGAGCAAUUGAUUCAAGACUAAUUGGUGCUUUGCUAGUUGGUGUUAAUAAAUCAUACCCUCAUGUAAAAAGUGGUAUUCAACCAGAACAAAUACAAACAAUGUAUAAAAUUGUUCAUUUAGCUCCAUUCAAUAUUUCAUUACAAGCUCUAUUAUUGAUUAGGCAAUUAGAAAAUAAUGACAGAUAUUACACUGCACUUUAUAAAAAAAUAUCUGAUGAGAGAUUAAUUAGCACAUCACAUCAAGCUAUAUUUAUUCACUUGAUUUAUAAAUCUAUUUUAGAUGAUGAAUGUAAAGAACGUAUGGUAUCUUUUAUGAAACGUAUAUUUCAAAUGUGCUUGUAUUGUCCAGUUCCUUUAGUAAGUGGAAUAUUUUGUAUGACAUCGAGAUUAAUGAAGAAACACAAAGGAAUAAUUGGAAAGUCUAAAUUUGAAGAUAUUAAAACAUUAAUCAUACCAAAAACAUCAACUAUUUUAACUGAAAAAAUUAAAGUAGAUGAAGAGAAAUAUUUUGAUGUUGUACAAUCCAAUUUAACAGAUUUAACCCAAUCUCCUCAACCAUCUUCUUGGUAUCAUGUUAAAGCUCCUCAAAUAACAGAACCUCAGGUAUCUCAAGUACUUAAGGAAAGAGAAAUUAAAAAUUAUUAUGAUUAUACUGCUAGAAAUCCAAAAUUUGCUGGUGGUGAAUAUGCAAUCUUAGCUGAAUUAGUUUCUUUGAGUCGACACUAUCAUCCUACUGUUGCAACUUUUGCUUCUAGAAUAAUAGCAGGUAAAUCUAUAUAUUAUGAUGGAAACCCCUUAGCAGACUUUACUUUAUUACAUUUUCUUGAUCGAUUUUCAUUUAAAAAUCCUAAAAAACCAAGACAAGACCAAGGAGAAGAAAAUGAAGAACUGUUUAGAUCUGUUGGUACUUCUCGAAAACACUAUGUUCCUAAAGGAUUAAAAGGUAUGUCAGUAGUAAGUGAAGAAUACCUAAGACAUGAAGAAAAACAAAUACCUUUAGAUGAAGUAUUCUUAUACAAAUAUUUAAAACAAAGACCAAAGCAAAAUAAAAAAUUACAUGAUAAUUCUGAUGAAGAUGGUUUUAGUGAUAUUGAUAGUGUUAAUAGUGAAGAUUUUAAUGAAUUAUUAGAUGGUAUGAUGGGUGGUAAAAAAAAAAAAAAAUACGAUUUUUCACGAGGUUUUGAAAAGAAGACUAAAUCUAAAAAAGUAAAAGAGCUUGUUGAUGAAUCAGAAACUGAUGAUGACAAUGAUGAUUUUAUAGUUCCACAAAAAUCAAAAAAUAUUGCAGAUCUUGCUGUACCUGCAGAAAAGUUUGCAGCAAUGUUGGACGCAGCAGGUAAAAAUAAAUCUGGCGGAAGAGAUGAUAUAUUGGUCAGGGAUAAUGCUUCAAAGAAACAACUAGAAUGGGAAAAAAAGAAAGGAGGUGGAAAACGUAAAAGACUAGAGGAUGGGAGAAAAAAUAGAAAACGGCAUCGUAUACAAAAUUGAUAAAACUAAAAUUAAAUAUUGUGUAAAAAAAAAAAAAAUGAGCAAUAAUAAGCCUUGAUGUAAUGUUAAUAUGAGCUAUUUAUUAAUAAAUGAUUUAUGUUUUCAGUAGAUUGUUUCUUUUUUUUUUGGGGGGGGGAGGGUAAGGAGAUGAGUAUAAUAUAGAUAUAUUUGUGUUCUUAUAAAAAUGAGUAAAAACUUACUAAAAUAACAAUAAAUGGUAUGUGUAUAUUUUUGUACACAACCUAAUCUAACCAUACAUCUUAAUAUAAAUACAAUAUUUCAUAAGUUAAGGUAGAAAUUGUAAAGUUCAAUAUCAUUGAAAUUACUGUUUUUCCUAGAAAUGGUAAUUUGUGACUUUGUAACAACAUAAGUACUAAGUAUACCAUUUUCCAGUUACUGAAUUGAUAAGGUACGAUUUG